UUGAUAGACUUCCUCUUGUGUUUGCACAUAUUAAGAGAUGUUACUCAAAGAGAAAGAGUUUGGAAAUGAACUAACGAUAAGGACAUUAACAACCAGGCCAAUUAAAAAACAAGACGAUUAUUAACUUCAGACAACUAGAAGGUCGCACAGACAGAGAAAAUGAUCAUAUGAUAUUACGAAUACUGUAUAGCUCAGCUGUGACUAACCUUUAAUAGUUAUAGUAAUGUAAAUUAAAUGUUGCUGUAGCCAGAAUUUCAGUUUAUCUGCAAUAUGGUAGUAUGAGGGAGCAGUAAGUUUCUAAAAGGUAGAGAGCAUUAAAAAAGGCUAAAGCUCAUCUCCUAUAGGAAAUCAACAUGACACCUAAAUUAAAAAAAACAUAAAAAAUAGUAAUAUAAGUUACAAAUAAGUGGUAAUAUAACUAAAUUAUCAGCCAAAAGAAAAGCGGCUUGUCUCCGGGGUGCAGUGGAGGCAGACGGGGUCUUCUGCAUUUGAUUACCAGCUUUGUAGAACUAUUUAGCUCUGUAAAACAACCUACAUUUAACUUUCCUAAAAUUAACACAACAUAAUUCGCCUUUUUAAAUGACUGCAACAACCAAAACAAACAAAAGCAACCUCAUCCUCCCUAUUAAAGUGUGGAUUUUCCUACUUGCUCCUCAAAUCGAAUUGUUCUGAAUCUGAUUCCCUCCUCAGAGUAAAGUGAGUUAUUAUAUGGAUUGAAAUAUGAAUAAAUUGUGAAUACAAAAGUGUUUGGAACGUAAAUGCUUAACAACAAUAAUAAUUUACAACCCCAAAGCUGGAAAUCCUCCACAUUUAUUCAGUCACAUGCCGUGUGCAUGAGUGAGUGUGUGUGUGGCAGGGGGCAGGACUUCACCGGCGUGACACCGGCGACCGUGUCUUGAACUUGGCCUUCUGUUCGGGGUGAUCUAUGGUCCUGGCGGGGGCGCCAGACUUAGUUCCGAGUUCACAUUCCAGCUCGGCCACCUCCCAGCUGCGUGGCCUCAGGCCAUUCCCUUAGUACUUCCGAAUUUCAGCAACCUGAUCUGGGAACAGUGAGGUCUCCUUGGCGGAGCUGGUACCCGAAACUAAGGAGAAUUUACGCGAGUCGGGAGCUUUGCCCAAAAACUAACCGCAGCCGCUCAACCUCCAGAGCGCGCAGGGCCCCUGGGGCUGCGGAGCGCGGCGGGGGGCGGGGAGGCCCGCGGUCGCCAUGGCAACCGAGACGCCGCUCGGUCCCGGCUGCGCGCGGCGGAGCAGAGCAGGCCACAGCCCCGGGGCGCGCAGGAGACCGCGUAGCAUGAGGGUGGAGGAGGCCGUGAUGGUGACCGCGGCAAUGGCACCCGAGGCGGGUCGCGACAGGGAGCAGCCUGGGCAGCCCGCGGGGCUGGGGUGCGGGGCGCGCGGAGAACCCGGCCCGGGCUGCCCGCAGGAGCCGGACAAACAGUGGAAGAAAUUUUUAUAUUGUGAACCACAUAAGAGAAUUAAGGAAGUAAUGGAAGAAGAACUUUAUAUAAAGAGAGAUGAAUGCCGCGUUAAAAACCCAUCUGCAGCUGCCCUGGAAGGGAUCUGGAGCAUUAAAAGGAAUCUCCCUGUGGGAGGCUUGAAGCCAGGACUGCCAAGCAGAAACAGUUUACUGCCACAAGCCAAGUACUAUUCAAGACACGGAGGGCUGAGAAGAUAAGAUGACUAUAAUUUUCCAUUGAGGCAAAAAAGCCCCUCUUUCUCCUGAAGUUUGAAGAACAGAGAAGAAACUCAAGCUUGUUUCAGGAUUUAAAAUGUGUAAAAAAAAUGUAUAUUAGUCUGUAAUCCCUAUUAUUGGUAUUAAUACCUGUCUGUAAAUUAAUCUGAAGUAAGGAAAAACUAUUGAUAAAGUUUACUAAGCACCUGAAAACAAACCAAGAAAUUGUCUACUU
Molecule: messenger RNA, 1910 nt
Organism: Nycticebus coucang (slow loris)
Lineage: Eukaryota; Metazoa; Chordata; Mammalia; Primates; Lorisidae
Gene: C14H11orf97
Product: chromosome 14 C11orf97 homolog
Exons: 4
Coding region: 1208-1678 (156 amino acids)
Cellular component (GO): ciliary base
Source: RefSeq, a predicted model, not a curated record